Insectozyma verbasci is the source of this 1365-nucleotide messenger RNA. The record is from the annotation of a GenBank genome assembly. Lineage: Eukaryota; Fungi; Ascomycota; Pichiomycetes; Serinales; Debaryomycetaceae.
AUGCUGUCUCAAAUAGUGGGGCUUAAAAAGUUCGCUAAGAAUCAAUUAAUAAACCAUAUUUUAAAUAAUAUCGCUAAACCGUCAUUGAAAGCUUUUAUUUAUGCUUAUCUUUAUUUAGUUUUACCCAAGGCCAUUGGUCAAGUUUUAUCCGCUAUUAGAAAACAUAAAUAUGAUAAGAUUAUACCUAGAAUUAAGAAAACCAUGCUUAGAGCAUUACAUCCAUUAAAAUUCCCGGUAUUUUCAGCUAGUUUGGUUGCUGGCAUAAAUAUCUUAGAACCAAUACUUUUCAACAUCCUAAAAAGAAGUACAAAAUUAAGACGACCAACAUCAAAUGUUUUCAUAAGUACGUUAAUAAGUAGUUUAAUCUCAGCAUUAAUAUUUUUCCCAAGGUAUCAAAAUCAUGUUGUUGGUUAUGGUAGAUAUAAUUCAUUAGAUCUAACAUUAUUAGUAGCUACAAGAGCAAUGGAUACUGCAUUAUCAUCUACAUUAUCUAAAAUAACACCUACAGGAAUUGCUCAAUAUGGAGAUGCUUUGUUAUUUAUUACUAGUUGUGCACCAAUUAUGUUUUGUUGGUUUUUCUAUCCUGAAAAAUUACCACCUUCAUAUUCAAAAUGGAUAACAUCAGCUGCUAAUAUGGAUCCUGAUUUCCUCGAAGUUUUGAAUUUAGUUAGAGAUAAGAAAUUAAUUUAUGGCGAACAUGGCCCUUAUGAAGAUUAUUUAGCUCCAUAUUUUAUAAAAUAUGGUAAAGAUCCACAACGUGGAAAUACUGUAUUAAAUCAACCAAUUGAAUGCGAAGCAGUUCAUGCAUUUGUUUCAAAAAGUUGUGAAGUACAUGCAUUAUGGAGAUUUUGGCGUGGUUUCAAAUUUGCAUUAUCAGUUUAUGGUCCAUUAAACAUUUUGAUGUUAUUAAUACCAAUGAAGAAUAAAAAAAUGAAACAUCGUUUAAUAAGAGCAAUAAAGUCGUCAAUUAGAAGCUCAUGCUUUUUAGGUGUUUUUAUUGGGUUUUAUUGGUAUGCUGUUUGUUUAGCAAGAACAAGAUUAUUACCAAAAUUACUACCAGAUGUUCCACGUACAAGAUUUGAUGAUACAAUUUGUCCAGCUGCAGGUGCAUUAGCUUGUGGAUUUUCAUCAUUUAUAGAAACACCUCAAAGAAGAAAAGAAUUGGCAUUAUUUGUUGCACCAAGAGGUUUAGGAACUUUAAUUAGUUCAGAAAUUAAUCCAAGAAAUAUGAAGAUCGAAAGUUUAGUAUUUUCAAUAAGUUUAGCUGUAUUAGUUGCAUAUUCAAAGUACAAAGCAUCAAAUGUUAGAGGUAUAUUUGGUAAAGGUUUAACACAAGUAUUCAAUAUAAACCCAUUAAAUAAUUAG